Messenger RNA from Phoenix dactylifera (date palm), 1165 nucleotides. RefSeq names its product ethylene-responsive transcription factor 11-like. Gene Ontology annotation, molecular function: DNA-binding transcription factor activity; DNA binding. The record is from RefSeq and is a predicted model, not a curated record. Gene Ontology annotation, biological process: regulation of DNA-templated transcription. Lineage: Eukaryota; Viridiplantae; Streptophyta; Magnoliopsida; Arecales; Arecaceae.
CAAGAGCGGUCAAAACCGCCCGUUGACUGCGCCCAUGUAAUACAAUUUCGCCGCUCCACCACUCCCUCUUCCUAUCUUUUCUCUAUAUAACGAUCGCCACCUUCUCCUGUCCGUUGUAUCCAUCCAACCCUUUCUCUUGAUCCAGAGGGGACGUGUUCUCCAGGAGGCAAAGAAGGGAAGAAAAAAUUUCGGCCAUGGCUCCAAGGGAGAAGGCUGCCGGCACCGCCGGCGGGAGAGGCGGAGAAGGAAAGGAGGUACACUUCCGGGGGGUGAGGAAGCGGCCAUGGGGGCGGUACGCGGCGGAGAUACGGGACCCAGGGAAGAAGAGCCGUGUCUGGCUCGGGACCUUCGACACGGCCGAGGAGGCCGCCAGGGCCUACGACGCCGCCGCCCGCGACUUCCGCGGCCCCAAGGCCAAGACCAAUUUCCCCUUCCCUGCCCCCUGCCCCAACCCCAGCUACCCUGUCCCCGCCGCCGCUGGCCGCGGCGCGACUCCUAGCAGCCAGAGCAGCAGCACCGUCGAGUCCUCCAGCCGGGAAACGGCCGCCCCCUCCCGCCCGGACCCUCGUUUCCCCUUCCAGCACUACCCUGUUGCCCCCGCGGCGGCGGCACAACCGUUCCUGUAUUUCGAUGCGAUGGUCAGAUCAGAGAAGGAAGAGGCUAGCGGCCGCUGCCUGAUCCUCGAUCGGCCAGUGAUCUUUACGGAUUUCCGACGGCCGGUUUGCAAUGGCGGCGUCCAGAGCGACUCAGAUUCAUCCUCCGUUGUGGAUUUGCCCCAUCCAUCGCCGCCGCCGAAGAGGCUUCCCUUUGAUUUGGAUCUCAACCUCCCGCCGCCGGAGGUCGCCUGAUCUGUUGCCCGGACCUAGGCGCUGGAUAAAUUUCCAGCGAAGCUAUUUAUUUAUUUUUUUAAGGUUUUUAAUUAGAAGUAAUUAAAAAUACAAUAGAGUGUGUAAUAAUUAACCAACGGGUUUGUUUGCACUGAGAAAUUUGGGGAUCUGGGGCGAUAGAUGGGAGAUCCAACUCAGUGUUGUAACCUAACAAUGAUCAGUUUCUUUUUGAUUGAUGAAAGUACUUGUUCAUGCUUUUGGGACCGUUAAUCAAAUUGAAAUAGUUACUUGUUAUCUUAAUCUUCUUCAAAUAUAAUUUGUAUUUACCUAAGAGUUCA